Molecule: messenger RNA, 1722 nt
Organism: Wickerhamiella sorbophila
Lineage: Eukaryota; Fungi; Ascomycota; Dipodascomycetes; Dipodascales; Trichomonascaceae
Product: Replication factor A protein 1
Exons: 1
Coding region: 1-1722 (573 amino acids)
Biological process (GO): DNA recombination; DNA replication; DNA repair
Cellular component (GO): nucleus
Molecular function (GO): DNA binding
Source: RefSeq, a predicted model, not a curated record
AUGAAAACCUCCCCGGUGUCUAAUGAACAACUGAUUAACAUUCGCGCUUCUGACGGCGAGUAUCAUUUGGCGUUGUUGACGAGCGAGGGCAACAUCCAGGAUUAUCAGCCCGGUGCAAUCUGGUCUGCCCAGAUCGACUCAAUCAACUAUUUGUCGGCAAAGUCAGGUGGUUUGCGGCCCGUUGUUUGGGUAAAUGGCUUGCGCAAGGUUGGUGAUUCAGAGGUGAUCGGCCGCCCUACCGGUCUUUCAAAGGAAACUUUAGCUCGCGUUGUGGGCCUGACGUUGGAGCAGGUGCUUGCUUCCGAGGCACCGCCUGGUUAUGACCAGCCUAACGGCGAUGGGAGCGCUCCUCCUGCUGCACCCGCCGCGCCUGCUGCCGCUGUGUCUGAAAAGCCAAAGCCAAAACGUGCUUUGCCGUCGGAUGUUGUCGCGAUUGAAGGAAUCACACCAUACCUGCAGGUCUGGAAAAUGCGGGCGCGUGCCGGGCAAAAAUCAGACAUGCGAACUUUCCAAUCGAAGCGUGGCCAGGGCAAGCUGUUCAACGUCACCUUCAUCGACGAGACCGGCGAGAUUCGCGCCACUUUUUUCAACGAAGAUGCAGAUAAGUUCUAUGACCUUAUUCGCGAUGGUUCAGUGUACUAUGUUUCGAAAGCUCGAGUCAGCACCGCCAAACGUCAGUUUUCCAACGUUAACAACGAUUUUGAAAUUAUGGCUGACAGCAACACAGUAAUUGAGCCAUGCAGUGAUGACGAGAUUGAGGUGCCUGCUAUGCACUACAACUUUGUCAAGCUCAAGGACUUGCCCCAGGUUGAAAACAACAAGCUUUGUGACGUACUGACGGUGGUUAAGGACAUUUUCGAGACCACUGAUCUGGUGUCGAAGAAGACCUCUCGUCCUUAUUCCAAACGCGACAUUCUGCUUGUUGACGAUAGUGGUGUUGAAACGAGAUGUACUUUGUGGGGUGACGAAGCAAAGUCGUUCGACGUUGAGCCAGGAACGGUAGUCGCCUUCAAGGGGUUGAAGGUUUCCGAUUUUGGAGGCCGAUCGCUCUCUGCUUUACGCACGAGUGGCAUUAGCCCAUCUCCUGAUCUUCGAGAGGCAUAUAAGCUCAAGGGCUGGUACGAUGCCGAGGGCCGUAACAAGGAGUUUGUCAAACAAGAAGUCACAUCCAGCAAUGGCGAAACAAGCCACCGUUACGUGCCUAUCUACAAGAUUAUUGAAGAGAACCUUGGAUCUUCACAGCGAGAAUUCGUCUCUACCAUGGCGUCCAUCCAGUUUGUCUAUCGUCGCGGCUUAACAUACCCUGCUUGUCCGUCGGAAAACUGCAACAAGAAGGUGAUCAUGGAAACGAACCACGAAUGGAGAUGCGAAAAAUGCGACAAAUCAUACCCCGAGCCACAGUAUCGCUAUAUCAUCUCCGUCCGAUUAGCUGAUGGCAUUGCCUCUGACGGUAUUCGGGUCUCUAUUUUUGAUGCACUCGGUCAGAAGCUGCUCGGCAUGCCCGCCAAAGAAAUUCACGAAUAUUCGGAACAAAAUGAUGAAGUUAAUCUAUCAAAGGCUCUCAGUCCCAUCGAGGGAAAGACCUUUACAUUCAGACUUUCCGCGUCCCUCGAGCAGUACGGAGAUAACGAAACCAUCAAGUACCAAGCAAUGGGUAUUACGCCCAUUGAAACCGAAUGUGCCGGCCCUACAAAAUACUUACUAGAAGAGGUUGGUCUAUGA